GCAUCGGCCCCUCUAUCGCCAUUGCCCGCCCACUAACUCAGCUCUAAAAGUCUAGCGAUCUUAAGCGUAGCCUCACCCAUGGUCCAAUGGAUGGAUGAAUGUGACUUUGUCUUCUCUUCUGUGUUAAUAGAGUUACAUAUAAACUUAAACUGGAUAGGGGAAUACUGUAUGCAGGCUGUCACUUUACAUAUUACUGCAUUCACUAUAAUCAUAGUACCAUACAACAGCAUCUCACGCAAACUCGAGGUGAAUUCCCUCGUCUCCCUUGUAGGCGGGGAUCUGGAACGCCUCGCCUCUUCUAAACUCGCCCGCCUCGCACCUCUCUGUGGCUUGGGUGGUCUAGCCUGGGGGUUCCCUAGGGUCUGGGUAACGUUAGUUUAAGCUGCGCCCUCGGCCGCUCGGUAUCGUUCGACUGCCCGCAAACUCCGGUGAGAUAAUGCCGUUAGAUAUAAAGCGUAAUUGCGAAUUUAGCCAAAGUACUCAUCCUCCCGAAGUCCCCGGUAAAGGAGUGACGUUCUUCAGUGGGUUGUUGGUAGGCCCGUCUUUCGGGCAUCCUAGGGCGAACGAACCACUAGAACGGUACGUUUCGAGUCUGUCUAUGCGCUAGAAUCAUGAGGCGCCGAUAGCGUCUUGCCAGAUCGGAAAAGAGACCCUGUGGGUUCUCGAUAUUGGUUCCCAUGGCCUCGGGUUGCUUGCUUGGGCUCUGCAGAUUGUACCUUGUCUUUCUAGAAAACGAUUGAGUCGAAAGCUCAUGACAUGAAUGAGGCGAUCAACAUUGCAGUACUUCCUAUCCUGGUAACUCAUCAUUGUGCAAUGCCAAUGUGGGGAGAUGUCAGAACAGGGCCAUUUUGUUUGUGGAACGAUGAUUGACAACAUCCGAGUUACGGACUCGAAAAGACCCCAACUUUGUUCUGGAAGUGGCUUCGGGAUCUAAUACCGAGCCCGGUCAUCAUGAAGACCCAACUCUAAAACUCACUAAUUGAUCAAAUAUACUGAUGCCGCA
This is a messenger RNA of Fusarium odoratissimum NRRL 54006, 1003 nucleotides long. RefSeq lists its product as uncharacterized. The transcript is spliced from 2 exons. The record is from RefSeq and is a predicted model, not a curated record. NCBI's taxonomy places the organism in Eukaryota, Fungi, Ascomycota, Sordariomycetes, Hypocreales, Nectriaceae. The coding region runs from base 79 to 381 and encodes 100 amino acids.